Messenger RNA from Amphimedon queenslandica, 1552 nucleotides. RefSeq names its product splicing regulatory glutamine/lysine-rich protein 1-like. The coding region runs from base 30 to 1514 and encodes 494 amino acids. Gene Ontology annotation, cellular component: nucleoplasm. The transcript has 13 exons. Gene Ontology annotation, molecular function: RNA binding. NCBI's taxonomy places the organism in Eukaryota, Metazoa, Porifera, Demospongiae, Haplosclerida, Niphatidae. The record is from RefSeq and is a predicted model, not a curated record.
CACAGACCAGUCUACUGGGAACACCACAAAUGGUAUUUAUUGAUUUUUUUUCACUCCCAGAAGAUGAGAAUAAGCCAGAGAUUCCUUCUAAAGUUUGUUUCGUGACAUAUAAAGAGAGAGAGAGCGUAGAGACAGCCCUUCAUCUCAGCAAUACUGUAUUCAUUGAUAGAGCACUGGUCGUAGCUCAAUCUAGAUUCGAAAUUAUUCCAGAAAAGCCGGUUGCUAUGUCGUUAGCAGCACCAGCUGUAGCAGUAGCAUUCAUUGAUAAGUCACUGCUAAUAGGUAGUGGAGUUAAUUCUGGUCCUCUGUUACCCACUCCACAGACCAGUCUACUGGGGACACCACAAAUGUUACCUAAUCCUCUUGCUUCAGCAUUCCAACAAGCCCAGGCAGUGGCUUCUUCCAUUACAGCUAACAUUCAAUCACAAGAUCCAUUCUCAGCAGCUGAUUCACCAACUGGUGGGUCAACUGGUCAAUCAGCAGCUGCUCCAGUCCUACCAUCAAUGCCUCCUAUCACUGGUAAUGUUGAUCCUUCAAAGAUUGAUGAGAUUCGUAGAACCAUAUACGUGGGGAAUCUAUCAAGCACAUUGCAUGCAGAUCAGGUUAUGAAUUUCUUUCUAACUUGUGGUGAAAUAAAAUAUGUUAGGAUGGCAGGAGAUGAAAUGCAACCAACACGUUUUGCUUUUGUAGAGUUUGCUAAUCCUGAGUCAGUACAAGUUGCUUUGCAGUACAAUGGUGCAAUGUUUGGUGACCGGCCGAUAAAGGUUAAUCACAGUAAAAAUGCAAUAGUUAAGCCGCAAGGUAAAGCACCUGAUGUAGCUCAAAGAGAAGUUGAUGAGGCCAUGAGGAAAGUGAGACAAGCCAGCCACUCCAUUACUAACGUCAUUGAACCAGGUGCCAAUAAAAACGAAGAAAAAGAAAAACGAUCUUGUUCAAAGUCUCACUCAAGGUCAAGAUCGCGAGAGAGAAGACAUGAGAGAAGGAGACACCGUUCACCAUCACCUUAUGAGAGGAGGAAGAGGCGGAGCUACUCAAGAUCACCUAGACGAUACAGUAGGAACUGGAGAGAUUACAGAGGUGGGAGUGGUUACAAAAGAGGUCAUCGAUCUCGUUCCAGGACACCUCCUCGUCACUCCUACCACUCGCACCGGUCUUCCUAUCGUCACCGGUCACCUGAUAAAGAUAGGAGGAGACACUCGCGAUCAAGAAGCCGUUCAAGAUCUCAUUCACCGAGAAGGAAAUCAUCAUCAAGACGUAAGGAAAGAGUGAAGGAUUAUUCCUACAGUCCUAGUCCAGAGAGGAGGAGGAGUAGUAAGAAAUCUAAAAAAGACAAGAAGCACAAGAGAAGGUCUCCCUCUGUCUCUCCCUCAGUCUCUCCUCCUCCACGUAAAAGAGGUGGUUCUGAUAAAGGUGAAGGAGAGGAGGAGGAGGAGAUGGAGGAAGAGGAAGAGUUCUCUGAUGGAAGUGCUCCUUCUGAGGAGGAGAGACAAUCAAGUCCUUCAGCAUCAGAAUAGAACAUAAUCUCCUUAUUACCAAUAAAUCAGAAAAUAGU